This is a messenger RNA of Chanos chanos (milkfish), 567 nucleotides long. Its product is annotated as hereditary hemochromatosis protein-like. Gene Ontology annotation, biological process: immune response. The transcript has 4 exons. Gene Ontology annotation, cellular component: external side of plasma membrane. NCBI's taxonomy places the organism in Eukaryota, Metazoa, Chordata, Actinopteri, Gonorynchiformes, Chanidae. The coding region runs from base 1 to 567 and encodes 188 amino acids. The record is from RefSeq and is a predicted model, not a curated record.
AUGAGUAAACUACAGAUGUUUCUAUGCUGGCUGACAUAUCCUGUAAUUGUUUCAGCAGAUUCUCACUCUCUGUUUGCACUUGGGACAUUCAUCACGGGAAAUACACCGUUCCCCGAAUUUAGUGUGACAGUGAUGCUUGAUGAUACUCAAAUUGGAUACUAUGAUUCGACCACCUGGAAGUACACCUGUCUUCGGUGUCAGAAUUCUGGCUCUGCUGACAAGGACGCAAAACCAAGAGUCAGACUCCUGAGGACAACUCUCACAGAGUCUGGCAGGGUUCAAGUAAGUUGUCUGGCCACUGGUUUUUACCCCCGUCACAUCAACCUGACUCUGUUCAGAGAUGGUCAGCCUGUGUCUGAAGACCAGGUCAUUGGAGGGAUACUGUUACCUAACUGUGAUGGAACUUAUCAGAUGCGAAAGAGCCUGGAGAUCAGUGCAGAGGAAUUAAGAGUGAGAGACUACACCUGCUCAGUCAUUCACCUUAGCUUGAACAAUAGUCUGGACAUCAGUUUUGGUUUCAACCCAUCUGCUGAGUCCAAAUAUUCAGCUGCAGCAAGUGAGUUAUAA